AUGGAUACCGAGAACACGACCCGAGAGCAGCGUAUGCUCGUCUCGGAGGCGAUGGUUCGGUCUCGUGAGGAUGAUGAUGGAGGUAAUGGCUCUCCUGAUGACGGGAUGACUCCCUAUUGCUUCUACCCGGGAAAUAUUUUCGAGGAGCAGCGCAGGCUUGACCCGACACGAGCUCGUCCCUCUGUAGUUGAAGGGCAGGAUUGGGGGAACGUUUUACCGACGCGGUCUACGUUUGGGUCGGUGAGAAGGCUGCUGAAGAGAAGCAAGGCGACUGGGGUUACGUUCAUAAUCCCGUCAAAGGACCAGCGACCGUGGUCUCCCCCGAAGGGAUAUCAGUGCGUAUAUGAGUCGUACUUCGAGAAUGAUACGAAAUUAUGGUUUCCGAUACCUCGACUCGUCACCGCCUACACGAUGCGCCGAGGAGUUGCUCUGAGCCAAUUCUUAAAUGGCGCUUGGCGCCUAGCAGUUGCACUGAUGGUGAUUGGGGCAGAAGCCGGUGCCGCUCUCAGUGUCCGAGCAUUCGAGGAGCUAGUUUCGGUGAAGAUCAAUCAGGGCCUGUUGUCGCUAAAGAUACGUCCCAACUACAAUGUGGUAACGGGCUAUCCGACCAAGACGAACGACUGGCAGCGAUCGUACUUUUACGUUAAGUCCGAUCGCUCGGCUUUCGAGGAGCCGCUGAAGACCGGUUACCGUGUUCUUUGGAACAAUGAAUUUGGUAUAGAGUGUUUCCUAGUCUUUUACCGUUUCGUGCUCCUGACCGCCUCUUUUCCUUUUGUUUUGGCAGUCCCUCACUCGAAUACCGCGGAGUACGAGGAAGAUUUUUUGGAGAGUGCUCGGAUCGUCGCGUCUCAGAGGCAAGAUCUUUGGGAGAACUUCUCGUACGGGAGGAUUCGCAGGUCGGCUGAUCGGAUUAGACUACAGGUUUGGCGUUCGGAUACUGUUCCGAUUAUCACCAAGAAAUCGAAAAGAAUCAACCUGUUCAACAAGGCCGAGCAGACGGAGAUCAAUCGUGCCAGAGUUAUGAGGGAAUUGCCGGACCUAAGCUUGGUGGUUGGGAAGCAACUCGGGUUUGUGGAGCCCGACCAAAACUCCAACGCAAACUCGCCUAAUCUCGAGGAACCUAAUGCGACUGAGUCAGAUGAGGCUCAACUCGUGAGGAAAACGGGGAACAAGAGAAAAGAGAGGGAAGGCGCUUCUUCCGAGGGGAAACAGACCGAGGAGACUUCCACCGGUGGGGGUGCCGGGUCGGAGAAGAAAAGAGCGCGGAAGGAUUCCGCAGAGGUUCGACCUUCUUCUGUGGAAGAAGGGGAGCUCCAAGCCUUGGAGCCUAGUAACGGUUCUCGAGACGACGCUCUCCCGAAUCCAUCUCCCGGUGGCGGUCAAGCGGGUGAGCAUCAAGAGACUUCUUCUAAAGUGAAGAAGAAGAAAAAGAACAAGAAGAAGAAUAACGGCGGAUCCUCAGGGCAGGAGGGGGCGCCCGAGAAGGAGACCGUGGGAGCCCCGACUGCUGCCGUUUCUCUCCCGAAGGCAGCGGUUCGCGAAGAUGUCCGGGGAUCGAGCAGAUCCGCUCCGAAGGCUCAGGAGAAGGAAGCUGUGCCGAAGGACCUUCAGGGGUUUUGUCCGGACAAGGUCGACUUUAUUUUUAAGCGGGAUACUCCUCUUGUUUGCAACGAGAGAGACUGUGCUCGCUUUGUCCGCCAAGUCCGGGGGAGCAGAAAGCAUCUCCCACUCGUCAAGGAUCUCGUCUUCCAAGACGACUACACCGCCGCCGCCGGUUCUUCGGUUAAGAGCCAAGGGGAUUGGAAUGAAGUCGUCCGUAAGUACGACGAGGAGCUGAAGAGGACCUAUGGUGUGAUCGAUAGGCAGCGACACAACACCAGGGAAGCGACGCAAGCCCUAGAGGUCAUGCUUCGCAAGAAAAACGAUGCGGUCAUCCGGGAAGAGGCCAUGAGGGAUGAGCUCCUCCAGAAAGAGACGGCUAUGAACAAGGAGCUGAAGCGAGCCCGGGAGUUGGUUAAGACACUCGAGAAAGAGAAAGCCAAGUUGGCAGACGAGAAGAAGAUCCUCGAGGAAGAGAAGGCUGCUGCUGCCUUAGCGCAUUCCAAGGAGAUGGAUCGUCUCCGAGACUCGCGCCGCUAUGAGGUUACUCACGAGCGAAUCCGAGUGAUGGCUGUAAUGCAUGGAAAGGCUGCUGCUCGCUUCCAGAGGAUUCGAGAGCGGGAGACUCGUCGCGACAGCUUUGAGGAUGCGAGGUGUAUGCUCGGUCAGGCUCGCGGAAUGAGACGUUGUCUUGAAGGGAUGAAGGCAACAGGUAAAAGCAUCUCUCAGGGAGAUAUCGAUACUUAUGCCGAGCAAGAGAAACAUUACGACGCGGAGGUGAAGCGUUUGAUCGUAGACGAUCUUCCCGAGAAGGACCUCUCUUUGUCUCCUCUUGUGCUCGAGUCGAGGUUCGUCAUCCAAGAGAUAUUGGAUAAAGUCGACAAGUACGGAUCGAACAUGGGCUUGCUCGACUCUGAGGCUGCCAGGGCUCUUCGCACUCCGCUCAGGGGACCGGAGGAUCAAUCCGAGGGACCAUCGAAGAGCCUCCUCGAAACCGUCCAGUCGCCAGCUCACCCUGACGCCAUCCUUCCGGAAAAUGCUCCGGUGGUCGAAGAAACGAUCAAGCCAGCUUCCGAGGUACCGAUCUCCGAUACGCCGAUCAAGACAGUGGAUAUCACCGAUUCGCCGUCGCUUGAAGUGUCGGGCUCUGGCGUGAGCGGGGAGCGCUCCGAGGAAGAUCCCCUUGUCUCGGGAUGA
Molecule: messenger RNA, 2796 nt
Organism: Raphanus sativus (radish)
Lineage: Eukaryota; Viridiplantae; Streptophyta; Magnoliopsida; Brassicales; Brassicaceae
Exons: 3
Coding region: 1-2796 (931 amino acids)
Source: RefSeq, a predicted model, not a curated record